Ustilaginoidea virens is the source of this 1047-nucleotide messenger RNA. RefSeq lists its product as uncharacterized. NCBI's taxonomy places the organism in Eukaryota, Fungi, Ascomycota, Sordariomycetes, Hypocreales, Clavicipitaceae. The transcript has 5 exons. The record is from RefSeq and is a predicted model, not a curated record. The coding region runs from base 1 to 1047 and encodes 348 amino acids. Gene Ontology annotation, molecular function: oxidoreductase activity, acting on NAD(P)H, oxygen as acceptor. Gene Ontology annotation, cellular component: intracellular anatomical structure.
AUGGCAGCCAGGUUCACCGCCGGCGUCGUCCCACGAUUACGCAGCGCCGCACGCAGCGCCUGGGUGCCCGCUCUGCGGCCGUCCGUCGCGUCCUCGCGCAACCUGCACAAUGUGCCUCCUCGCCUCGACAAGCCCGGCAAGUACGCUCGCACCGACUCCGAAAUCGAGGUCGAGCAUCCCGCCGAGCACGACCUGCCUUCCAGCAAGCCCGUCCUGGGCACCGGCGGACAGUUUGUCAAGCCCACCCUUCCCAGCUUCUCGCUCGACGGCCGGGUCGGCGUCGUCACGGGCGGUGCUCGGGGGCUGGGGCUCGUCAUGGCCCAGGGAAUGGUCUUUUCUGGGGCCGACGUGGCCCUCGUCGACAUGAACAAGGAGGAGGCUCAGAAACAGACUCGGUUGCUCACCGAGGCCUUUCACCGUGAUAACCCCAGCGCCCAACGCAUUCCCAACGUCACGGCCCACUACGCCGAUGUCUCUGACCCCGAGUCUGUCGAAUCCUGCGUCGCCCAGAUCGUUGAGCAGCACGGCAAAAUCGACAACCUCGUCACCUCUGCCGGCUUCGCUGAGAACUUUGAAGCCGUCAACUACCCCAUUGAUCGUAUGCGCAAGCUGUGGGCCGUCAACGUCGACGGUACCUACCUCUUUGCCACCUCCAUUGCUCGGCACUUAAUGGCACGCAAAGCCCCCGGUAGCAUCGUCAUGAUUGGCAGCAUGUCUGGUGCCAUUGUCAACGUCCCCCAGCCUCAGGCCCCGUACAACGCCGCCAAGGCCGGUAUUCGUCACUUGGCCGCCUCACUGGCUGUGGAAUGGGCUCACGCUGGCAUUCGGGUCAACUGCAUCUCCCCCGGGUACAUGAUGACUGCGCUCACCGAGAAAAUCCUGGAUGAAAAAGCCGAUCUCAAGCAGAAGUGGGUGUCUCUCAUCCCUCAGGGCAAGAUGGGUCAACCCGAAGACCUUAUGGGUCCAGCGACCUUUUUGCUGUCUGAUGCCAGCAGCUAUGUCACUGGCGCAGAUCUUCGUGUCGACGGUGGAUAUACCGUCACCUAA